AUGCUCUGCGACAUUCUACUGCGUGCUCUUCCACGGGACAUAGUCGUUCAGUAUCAUCGGUCGUGUGCCGUCCAGGUGGCAUGUGACUCGAGAAGUGAUGCUACUCCCGUGGGACUGGAUGGUCUGCUCAACUUCCUGGGCAUUGAGCUGGAAAGCUUAGAGAAGAGCGAUUUCAAUGACGCUGGAAGACGAGAAUUCGGAACAACGCCCGCGGCAAGUCAGUUGACGUAUUCUCGCCGUGGGAAACCUACGUCAUCUGUGCUUCACAGCAACGCGUCAAGGGAACCAAAAAAGGACAACUGCGUCUUCUGCUCGUCCAGUCAACACAAAUCUGAACUGUGCACAGCUGAGUUACCACUGACGCAGAAAAAAGAACUACUGUCCAAUGACAAGAGGUGUUUCCGCUGCACCACCAAAGGACAUCGGGCACGGGACUGCAAAAGGAAGAUCUCCUGCUCGAGAUGCCAAGCGCGACACGCUACAAGCAUGUGUGAUCCCGACAGGUGUUCGCGGAAGACAGACUAUGUCAACAAGAACGACGGAAAAACUACGACAGUCUGCGCAUCACUUGGAAAACGACCACCAAAUGAAGGUUCCAUCGCUUGUGUCUUUCUCCAGACUUUCCGAGCAUGGGCCAUAAAUGAUGACACGUGCCGCUACAUACGAGGAGUUUUUGAUGGCGGCAGUCAGAGCACCUUCAUAACUGAAACCUUGUCCAAGCACCUUCAGCUGAAAAGUGUGGGAACUACUCGGAUAGCACUCAACACUUUCGCGAGUGCAUCAGACCAAGAGGCUAAGAGGCGUCGGAUCGUCGAACUGCGACUGCGGAGUCAGUUUUCCGACCAGGAGAUAGUCCUAGCAGCAAUAGAGAUCCCACACAUCUACCAGGACAUCGAAGAGACAACAAUGGACGCAGCCUUCGUCGCUUCUUUCAAGAAGCGUGCAAAUAAUCAACAUACAUUGCGUGCUCGCUUAAUGUCAAGCCUAGAGAGAGAGAGGUAA
This is a messenger RNA of Rhipicephalus sanguineus (brown dog tick), 1002 nucleotides long. RefSeq lists its product as uncharacterized. Gene Ontology annotation, molecular function: nucleic acid binding; zinc ion binding. The record is from RefSeq and is a predicted model, not a curated record. The transcript has a single exon. Lineage: Eukaryota; Metazoa; Arthropoda; Arachnida; Ixodida; Ixodidae. Bases 1 to 1002 code for a protein of 333 amino acids.